GAGGGAAGCGGAGAAGGACCACCGGGAGGCUGGAUCUGUCAGACAGAGCCAGCCUUGACCACGGCUGGGCCUUUGCCAGACCAGGGCUGCUCUCCUGGGAGGAGCAGGCGGGUGGAGACCCAGGUCCCCACACAAACAAGCUUUGGAGACAAACAACCUCCUGACCUUUUGAGGCUCGUCAGCCCGUGAGGACAUCAGCUCCACCCUAAUGGCAGCAGAGCCACUGACUGAGCUGGAGACGGCCAUCGAGACAGUGGUCACCACCUUCUUCACCUUUGCAGGACGGGAGGGCCGUAAAGGCAGCCUCAGCAUCAAUGAGUUUAAGGAACUGGCCACUCAACAGUUGCCUCACCUGCUCAAGGAUGUGGGCUCCUUAGAUGAAAAGAUGAAGAGCUUAGAUGUGAAUCAGGACUCAAAGCUCAAGUUCAACGAGUACUGGAGACUGAUUGGGGAGCUGGCCAAGGAGAUCAGGAAAGAGAAGGCCCUGGAGAUCCGGAAGAAGUAAAGCCAGCAGGCCAGGAUGGGGCGGGCGGGGCAGGGCAGGGCAGGGCGCCACUCUCCCCAAAUACAGCCUCAUCCUUGAAACACGCAUGUUUCUUAAUCCCACCCCACCUCGAUUUCUUCUCUUGAGACUAGCGGGUGGGAAAGCUCUGCCCUGACCUGAGAGUGGGUCCAAAAAUUACGAGCUCUUCGAGGACCACAAGUGUUGUUCAUCUUCAAAUAUUCUGCAGCAUCUAGCACUUGGUCUUGUAUAAGGUAGGUGCUCAAUAAAUUGUGGAUGAAAAAAGGGCCACAGACUAAACCUGACAAGGAGAGAGAGGCCUGCGUGGCGGGCCCUACAAACACACAGACCAAGAGUAACCACACAGGACGGUCUCAGUGUAAAAACUCCUAACUAAAAGUGGGCCAUGGCAGGUAGUCCCGUCUGAGGCUGUAGCUUCCUGGACAAAGGUCAGUCUUUACCUUAAGUGAGCCUGUCUAAUGCCUUUUUGCAUCUAAGAUAACAUACCUUUGAAAUGUCAGAGUCAUCCCCUUUUCCAGACCGCUCAGGGCAAAACCGCAGGCACCAGACCACAGACCAGAGGCCCUUGUUGUUAUCUUGUGGCCCUACAUGCCAUCUGCAUGUGCUGUAAAUGUUAUCGUCUGUCCUGCGCCCACAAUGUAAAAGAACUGUGUGUCUCUCCCUUUUACUUUUUAUCCAAUCCCAGAGGUCCCCCUUUGCUUUCUCCCGUCUCCCUAAUCUGCCACCCAUGGAUUCCAUGUAACCCCCUCCGUCUCCUUUGAUUCUAAUGUAUGAAAUAAGUGGCAAAACUGCUAAUCUUGGGAGCAUUUUCCUAAUCUGUUGGGUUUUUGCUUCCUGGUGACUGUCAUCAGUUUGGCUCAAAUAAACUCUUAUAAGACUUUU
Molecule: messenger RNA, 1405 nt
Organism: Rhinolophus ferrumequinum (greater horseshoe bat)
Lineage: Eukaryota; Metazoa; Chordata; Mammalia; Chiroptera; Rhinolophidae
Gene: S100A13
Product: S100 calcium binding protein A13
Exons: 3
Coding region: 209-505 (98 amino acids)
Biological process (GO): positive regulation of cell population proliferation; positive regulation of canonical NF-kappaB signal transduction
Cellular component (GO): perinuclear region of cytoplasm
Molecular function (GO): RAGE receptor binding
Source: RefSeq, a predicted model, not a curated record